AUGGCGAGUGUUCGACGAAUCAGCUGGCUGCUCGCGCUUGCCGCCAUACCAGCAGCCAGAGCAUCUUGGGAUGAGCCAUUCUACGGCUCCUACCAGCCUUUUGCACCUGGCUACACGUAUGGUAAGGUCUCUGGAAGCAGAAAUUCUGCUGUCAGAUCACUUUGUUGACCCGUUCUCAGGCGCAUACCCUCAAGAUUACGGCGUGUCGGGUCCGCCAUUGGAGCCGGUGCAUGAGUCUCAGAAAGCUCCCACGGGCCUUGCUGUUGACCUCAAACACAACCUCUAUCUCACGUCCGCGCCGCCUCAACGACAUCGGUCGAAAUGGUAGCUAAUCUGAUGCAGAUAUCCCAGGAACUCCGGCCUGACGCCGAACAAUGUUGUCAUCUGCAACAGCUUCAGUGAAGAGAAGCCUUGGCCUAAUGCCCAGAUCCAGAACUGUACCGCGGGCCAGGAUCCGUCGACGUGCUUUGUCAAUGUGCAGAAUGUCGUUCUGGAUUCCCUCGGGCAGCUGUGGAUAGUCGACAGCGGCAUUCCCGCGGGUGCAGCGUCGGGGAGCAAUGCGGUGUACGGCGGCUCCAAGAUCAUGGCGUUCAACCAGACGGGCGAGCUCCUGCGAACCUACGUGAUUCCACGAGAACUCCUCUCCUACCAACAGAACGCCAACGAUGUGCGAAUCAACAAUACUCUCGGUACCAAAGGGCAUGUAUUGCAUAAGAACUUUGUCUUCGAACAACCGAGCCUGCUAACGUUUUUUGCUUACAGAUACGCUUUCAUCACCGAUGAGAGCACCAACUCAAGUGUACUGUCCAUCAACCUCGACGAUGGCAGCGUCCUACGUCGUCUGUUCAACACAUCCGUAGUCCGAGCCGAUGAAGGCUACGUCGGUUCCUACGACGGCCAUCUAGUGUACUGCUGGAACGGUAGGUCCGUCACUCCGCUUCCACCACCACCACCAACUAACAAUCUGCAGGCACCAUGAAAGGCUAUUGCACCACCGGCGCAGACGGCAUAGCCCUCGCAAGCGGAAACAUCUACUGGGGGGUCCUCGCCUCACGACGCUUCUACUUCGUUUCCCAAGAGACCUUUGUCAAUCCUUCCCUCACCGACCAACAAGUCCUAGCCGCCGUCCAGUUCCCCGGCCAAUGUGCCUCCGAGCAAGCAGGUCUCACGGCAGACGAUCGCGGGCGUGUGUAUAUUUCCGCGUCUGAGCAGAACGCCAUUUACUACGUGGACACGCAGCAGUCGGAAGUCAACGAGACUGUCAAUGGCACUCCGCCUGGCGGCUCGGGCCCAGUGGCGACGGAGAACUAUGUUGUCCAAACUCUGGUGAGAAAUGCUAUGAUUCAGCAUGCGGAUUCGCUUGCGAUUCUGGAUGGAUGGCUUUAUUUCACGACGAAUCAACUUGAGCUCAGUCCUGGAAGGACUUAUAACAAUACGGAUCUGAGGAAGGGCCCAUUCAGAAGCUACCGUGUUUGGAUCGGAAGAGGGCCGGCCGCGUAA
Messenger RNA from Lecanosticta acicola, 1500 nucleotides. The record is from the annotation of a GenBank genome assembly. Lineage: Eukaryota; Fungi; Ascomycota; Dothideomycetes; Mycosphaerellales; Mycosphaerellaceae.